Molecule: messenger RNA, 516 nt
Organism: Entrophospora sp. SA101
Lineage: Eukaryota; Fungi; Glomeromycota; Glomeromycetes; Entrophosporales; Entrophosporaceae
Source: the annotation of a GenBank genome assembly
AUGAAAGAAAUUAAGCAUAAUAAUAAAAGUCUUCUCAAAUAUGGUGAAAUAAAAGAUGCCUAUAAACGAAAAGCUUUAGAAACACACCCAGAUAGAUUUGCACCGGGCGCUUCACAAGAUUCUGCUAUAAGCCCAUCACUUUCGCAAGAAGAAGCAAAAAUGCAUUUUCAACAAGUAGCUGAUGCAUAUUACGUAUUAAGUGACGAUCUCAGACGGGCACAAUAUGAUCCAAAUUCGAUUUUUGGUAACGUAUUUGAAGAUUUGUUAAGGCCAGAAAUUGAAAAUCCUAAAUGGUUUUAUGCACCAAUUGGAGCAGUGAGUGGAGCAAUGUUAGGAUUUGUUUGUGGAAAUGUGCCUGGUUUAAUGUUAGGUGCUUACUUAGGAAAUAAAUUAGGCGCUGUAAGAGAUGCUAAAGGCGUAUCUGUUUAUGAAGCAUAUUCCAGAUUAUCAGGAAAUCACAAAGCUGCAAUAUUAGCAGCAAUUGCAGCAAAAAUGAUUACUGGUGGCAAGAUUUAA